This is a messenger RNA of Hyaloscypha bicolor E, 1762 nucleotides long. Its product is annotated as DEAD-domain-containing protein. Gene Ontology annotation, molecular function: ATP binding; nucleic acid binding; RNA helicase activity. The coding region runs from base 25 to 1473 and encodes 482 amino acids. Lineage: Eukaryota; Fungi; Ascomycota; Leotiomycetes; Helotiales; Hyaloscyphaceae. The transcript has 2 exons. The record is from RefSeq and is a predicted model, not a curated record.
AACACCACAAAUCUCAACAACACGAUGUCGUCAGCCAAGAGAAGAAAGGUUGAUAGCGAAGUACCCUCUGGCCUGUUGGAGAAUAAGAAGCAUGUGGCCAAGGAGCUAGCGCCUACUUCAGCCUCGACAUCGCCAGAGCCAACAGGAGAAGAAGAGCCCGAGGAAAAGAUAGAAGAGGAGGUAACAAAGACCUUCAAGGAUCUCGGUAUCAUCGAUUCGUUAUGCGAUGCCUGUACCGCUCUGGGGUACAAAGCCCCAACUCCAAUCCAAGCCCAGUCGAUUCCGCUCACACUCGAAGGUCGAGACUUGAUCGGCCUGGCAGAGACAGGCAGUGGAAAGACAGCAGCUUUUGCUCUCCCAAUUCUACAGGCAUUGCUCGAUAAUCCUCAACCUCUAUUCGGUCUCGUUCUGGCACCUACCCGCGAGUUGGCAUACCAAAUAUCGCAAGCAUUCGAGGCCCUGGGAUCACUCAUAUCAGUACGAUGUGCGGUCAUUGUAGGAGGCAUGGAUAUGGUUCCUCAAGCUAUUGCACUGGGCAGGAAACCUCACAUUAUUGUGGCCACCCCAGGUCGAUUGCUGGAUCAUCUCGAAAACACAAAGGGCUUUUCUCUACGAUUGUUGAAGUACUUGGUUAUGGACGAAGCAGACAGACUUCUUGAUCUCGAUUUCGGACCCAUCCUUGACAAAAUACUGAAAGUCCUUCCCCGCGAACGACGAACAUACCUCUUCUCGGCGACGAUGAGCUCGAAAGUCGAGAGUCUUCAAAGAGCAAGUUUGAAGGACCCUCUUCGAGUGAGCAUCAGCAGCAACAAAUACCAAACCGUCUCCACAUUACUCCAAAGUUACGUUUUCAUCCCACACCAGCACAAGGACACCUACCUUGUUUACCUCAUCAACGAAUUUGCAGGCCAGUCCGCGAUAGUCUUUACGAGGACAGUGAACGAAACACAACGGAUAGCUAUCUUGCUUAGAACCUUAGGCUUCGGGGCAAUACCUCUUCAUGGUCAGCUUUCACAGUCAGCUCGUUUGGGGGCAUUGAACAAAUUCCGAGCCGGAUCGCGAGAAAUUCUGGUCGCUACCGAUGUCGCCGCCCGCGGUCUCGAUAUCCCAUCCGUGGAUGUGGUACUGAACUACGAUUUACCGCCUGACAGUAAAACUUACAUCCAUCGAGUAGGACGCACCGCGCGAGCUGGAAAGUCGGGUCAUGCUAUCAGCGUAGUCACACAGUAUGAUGUUGAGAUUUGGUUGCGCAUUGAGGCUGCCCUAGGCAAAAAGCAGAAGGAGUACGGUACCGAGAAGGAAGAAGUGAUGGUUUUCAAGGCUCGUGUUGAGGAGGCUCAACGACAUGCACGAAAUGAGAUGAAGAAUCUGCACGAGGAUCGAGGCAAGAAAGGUUCGGUUCUGAAAGGCAGACGGCCAAAGGGAGGGGACAAGAAGCGGGGUAGAGAUGAAAUGGAUAGAGAGGAGGGAUAAGCCGUUUUGCUGGUCCAAAAAAAGAUGUCGUCCUUGCACAUGUUUGUGUCUGUCACAGGUUGGCAUUCCUCUCGCUGCUGUUUUCUGAUGAUAUGUGGCUUGGCAAGUAAAAUUCUUCCUGCUCUCAUGAUCCCUCUCCGGACUGUAUCCUGCUACUCGUAAUAAAUUGCAGUAUGGGCUCCGAUAGGCUCGAUAAUCGAUCGAUAGAUAAUCGCGCUAAUUAGCCGAUAAUCGAUAAAUAUCAAUAGUAGUAGGUCUAAUUUCUUUAGCGAUAGUUACAGGGCAAGUG